Messenger RNA from Botrytis fragariae, 2544 nucleotides. RefSeq lists its product as uncharacterized. The record is from RefSeq and is a predicted model, not a curated record. The transcript has 4 exons. NCBI's taxonomy places the organism in Eukaryota, Fungi, Ascomycota, Leotiomycetes, Helotiales, Sclerotiniaceae. The coding region runs from base 1 to 2544 and encodes 847 amino acids.
AUGGGGUCCUCUGAUGAGGAGAGUGUUGUCAGCAAGUCAAGUAGCUCCAGUAGCAACGAAAGCUACGCCUCCGGUAAGAAAUCCCACUUGAACCACAACCUCACUAACACUGCAUGUGCUGACCCAAGAAAAUCAGCCAAAUCACAGUUUGCUAGUUCGGUGCGCUCCGACGACUCGAUCAACGGCGAUGGCAAGUACAUUUAUCUCCAUCAUCAUAAUGGUCAUCUUGCUGACGCCGACUUUUCUGCAGAUCAACCCUUUCAUCCCGCACUUACCUCGUUUGCUCCAACACCUCCUACCGUACCCGAAACUGAUACUAAUAUGAAUAAUUACGAAGAAGAGGAAACUCCUCCAUUUUUGCGCCAGAUGCUCCAACGAACCGCCAGCGACGGUUUCGGUCCUUCGGCCGAAGUUCCAAUGUCUCAAGACAAUACAGACAAUAGCGAAGACCUAAACUUCUACCUCGCACCCUCAGUGACCUCGUAUCAAUCUCAUCAGUCGAGCCAGACUAAGCACGCUAUGUCCACCAGCGUCCCGCUCACCUACGAGGAAGCAUGUCGCCAAUUAAAUGCUUACUGUGAGGAGAACAUUCGAGCUGGAUGUGAACUUUCGGAGCGCGAAAUUGACGUGAUCGCAUACGAUGAAAUAGGCGGCGAAACAAGUCACCACACGAUCUUAUUGACUCUCGAUCUAGACUUGAAGGAUUUAAUCAACAAAUUGCAGGGCCUUAUCGACAGACGCGAGCGUGACCCUAACUCUAUCCAUAGAGGCAAGGGCAAGUAUUUGAUUCGGCGUAUCGACGUUCGUUGUGGUCAACGUGAUAUGGACAGUUUUCUACCAGCUAUUGAAGGCGUUGUAACCGAUGCGACCUCUCACGCUUCGCUCAAUGUCCCAAAUCCAUCCGCACAAUGGGUGACCUGGAAUUGUAUCAGUGGUGGUCCAAUGAACAACUAUUGGGGACUAUAUUGUACUGCUAUCCAACUUGGCGUGGCAGGAAAUGUUCCUGUUUUGAGGCUUCAUACUGUAAAAUGCAGAGACACGUACAACAUUAACGACAUUGGUCAUAUCUUCGAGGCUGACGGCUCCAGACACCCAAGAGUCAGACGUUUGUCAGGCGGUAAGCCACCAGGCGGCGGCAUUUUCGGAAAGACGACAUCUACAAGUGGGGUAUCAAGUGGCUUGAACCCUAUCGCAUCUGCCUUCAAGUUUGGUACAACUUUCGAUGAAGCUGUCGACGCUUCGAAUCCUCGACUACCCACAACAAGCUACGAGGGCGAGGGCGAGGGCGAGGGCAAGGGCAAGGGCAAGGGCAAGGCAGUCGAUAUCCAAAGUUCCAAUACUGACAGUCCUUUGCAUAGAGGCGAAUACAAAGGUGCGGGUGAGAAGGCCACUGUUGAUAACAAUGCAACUGAGUGGAAGAAAGCUCCUAUUCCUGACUGGGAUAGCUUGCCUCCCGCUAUUAAUCAUAAUCCCGGUGGAUAUCAAGCAAAGCCAACUUCUUGGACAUACUGGCAACGAAUUGGCGGUGAUUCAGAAACACACAAGCAGUUCCCUCUAGGCCAUAUCCCCUACCCCGUGUCAUCAGAUAUUGACCACUGCGAUUUUCUUCCAGGUGAGCCAAUUGACAUGAAAUCUUCAAUUGCUUCUGCGAAGAAAGCAAUUGCGAAAAAUGAGAAGCCAGUUAUGCCAAAAUUGAGCGCUCAAGAACAGGCAGUUCUCGAUGAGAUCGCAAACCAGACAAGAAAGGAGUUUAACAACGCCAGAGGUUUUGAUCAGGAAGAUGAUGACGUUUUUAUUCCAACUGCCAAUUCAAACUGGAAUCCUAAUGGCCCGAAGAACCAGCUUACAAAGGACAGAGAAGCUGCAUCGGGUUUGACCAGCAUGACCAACAUUCCCGCAAGAUAUCAAACUCAAUCAGCCAUUCCUGAGACUAGGCAAGGACCACCAUCUUAUGUUGCCGCAUAUUACAAUCGCCCAAUACAGCAGAAUGCAAUGGCUGGUAAUAUGGCUGGUACGUCUUCAAGUACAAUGUCUAGUACGGAUUUUUCUGUUAGAUUUGCAUCACCACGUGCCACCCAGAGCAAAUCUACAUUCCCAUCCGGUGGUCGGGCAAGACCUUUCACACCCAGUCAGAUGACAUCGUUCCAAGCCUUGAAUGCUGGAAGUAAACCUAGCACACCUACCCUUCGAUAUGGUGGCAGUACUGGCUCGUUUGCAAUGCCAAGCACAAGUAUUGGUUUCAAUGCCCCUCCUAACACCAUCUCUCGCAGUCGGCCAUCCUCGCCUGCAAAUUUGAGUCAGAUCACAGACCAGCUGUUCAAUUUGAAUAUGACUAACCCUCAAGGACAAUCGCGCGGUCAUAACAAUCAAUUGUUUGUUCCAAACUCUCGACCACAUGUCACAGAAUUCGGAGCAAAUCAAAAUACCUCGACUGGCCAGUUUUUUGGCAAUCUUUCACAGAAUUCCGAAUGGAACUUCACCCAGGAAGAGACAAAGUAUCCUUUUGGAUACAAUUUUGAGUUUGGUGGCAGUGGAGGCAAUUGA